UCUCUUACGUCGGUGUAGGGGGCUGUGUGUGGUGCGAUGCUCCCUCUUAAAUGCAGCCUGUCCGAGCAGUGAAGGCAAAGAAUGGGACGCAACAAAAGCUUGCAGGACGUUUGUCAAUAGCGCACACAGUCUGCAGCUGAGAAAGUCGGGUGCAAACAGCAGGCAACUCCAACUGCUCUGGAAUAAAGUAGCUCCCGCUGGGUGUUGAUCUGCGUGCUCGCUCGGAUGCGAGAGAACAGCGAGGAGUGUACUUUGCGAUGAGCUCCGCGUCGUUUCAGCCCGGUUUGAGCGGCGUGGCGGGGGAAGCGCCCUCGGAUUCGGUCGAAGCCUCCGACUGACCGAGCCGGUGGGCGAUGGAGUGCCCAGCGCUCCGCGGUAACGCCAGCUCGCUGUGCAACGGGAGCCAGCAGGUCCCCGUGGGGGAGCGCGUCUUCUCACUGCCCUACUCGCCCCGGAGCACCGCUGGCAUCGCCACUGUCAUCAGCUUCAUCAUCGUCUUCACGGUCAUCGGGAAUGUGUUGGUCGUCAUUGCCGUCCUGACCAGCAGGUCGCUGCAAGCUCCCCAGAACCUCUUCCUCGUCUCCCUCGCCGCCGCUGAUAUCCUGGUGGCCACCUUGGUGAUGCCCUUCUCUUUGGCCAAUGAACUGAUGGGCUAUUGGUACUUUAAGAGGGUUUGGUGCGAAAUCUACCUGGCCUUGGACGUUCUGUUUUGCACUUCCUCCAUCGUGCACCUCUGUGCGAUCAGCCUGGACAGGUACUGGUCAGUGACCCAAGCCAUUCAGUACAACUCCAAGAGGACACCGAGGAGAAUCCGCUGUGUGAUCCUGACUGUCUGGCUCAUUGCUGCGGUCAUUUCCUUCCCCCCUCUCCUCUCCAUGAACAAGAACCUCGGCCAAGAAGAGAUCCCCGUGUGCCGACUCAACGAGGAGAAAUGGUACAUCUUAUCUUCCUGCAUAGGCUCCUUCUUCGCCCCGUGUGUCAUCAUGAUCCUGGUUUACGUGAGGAUCUACCAGGUGGCCAAACAGCGGACAAGGCAGUCACCGGGCAGUAGGAAGGCGGAGGUGGUCAACGCCACCAGCUCCAAGAAGGCCACCGAGCAAACCACAGCGCCCGCUCCUAACGGGCAGGAGAAGGGCGCUGAGCUCAAGGGCAAGGACAAGGAAGACUCUUCGUCCUCUGAGCCUGAAGAGUGUUCAAACACGAAGCCCCAGAGAAGGACUGAGCCUCAGGAACCCCGGGCUGGGGAUGACUGGAAUUCUCAAAGUCAGGAGCACUUCGUAAAGCGGCAGAAUCCCCUAACGCCCAACGCUCUCAGGAAAAAAGCAACCCAGAACCGGGAGAAACGUUUCACCUUUGUUUUAUCUGUGGUCAUUGGCGUCUUCGUUCUCUGCUGGUUCCCUUUCUUCUUCUCCUACAGCCUGACGGCCAUCUGCCCGGCGACCUGCUCAAUCCCGCCCAUCAUCUUCAAAUUCUUCUUCUGGAUUGGGUAUUGCAAUAGUUCCCUGAACCCAGUGAUCUACACCAUCUUCAACCAGGACUUCAGGCGGGCGUUCAGAAAGAUCCUUUGCCGAGAACAGAGAAGGUCUCUCUACAGAGUCUAGACAGCAGGGGCCGACGCGGGCUGGGUGGGAAGCGUUGCACGGUAAACCAGGGCGCAAGCACAAAGAAACCGAAUAAAAGUUUUCCAAAUAAAUGACUAGCAUGUGACUGUAC
This is a messenger RNA of Pristis pectinata (smalltooth sawfish), 1713 nucleotides long. RefSeq names its product alpha-2C adrenergic receptor-like. Gene Ontology annotation, biological process: adenylate cyclase-activating adrenergic receptor signaling pathway; platelet activation; regulation of smooth muscle contraction. The coding region runs from base 354 to 1601 and encodes 415 amino acids. Gene Ontology annotation, cellular component: membrane. The record is from RefSeq and is a predicted model, not a curated record. Gene Ontology annotation, molecular function: alpha2-adrenergic receptor activity. The transcript has a single exon. Lineage: Eukaryota; Metazoa; Chordata; Chondrichthyes; Rhinopristiformes; Pristidae.